Pterocles gutturalis (yellow-throated sandgrouse) is the source of this 1577-nucleotide messenger RNA. RefSeq names its product prosaposin (gene PSAP). Lineage: Eukaryota; Metazoa; Chordata; Aves; Pterocliformes; Pteroclidae. Gene Ontology annotation, cellular component: lysosome. Gene Ontology annotation, biological process: sphingolipid metabolic process. The record is from RefSeq and is a predicted model, not a curated record.
CUGUGGCCAGCCCCCUCCCUGAUUGUGGCGAGCGGCCGGAGGACUGGUGUCGUGACGUGGUGACGGCAGCCAAGUGUGGGGCGCUGGAGCUCUGCCGGAUCACCGUCUGGGACCAGGCCCCGGGGCAGAAGGGGAUCCCAUGUCACCUGUGCCAGGUGGCCGUCUCUGUGGUGGCCAAAAUCCUGCAGGACAACUGCACUGAGGAAAAGGUGAAGCUCUUCUUGGAUAAGAAAUGCCAGUACCUGCCCUUCCAGGACUGGUCUGUCAAGUGCAAGAAGAUGGUGGACACCAGCAUCCUCGUCCUCACCCAGCUCGGCAAGCAAGUGCUGUCAAACCCGAAGGUGGUGUGUGGGACCAUCAAGCUGUGCCAGCACCAAGAGAGCCCCACGGGGGCCCUGAAGUUUCAGAAGCUGCCGCCAGCCGCUGAGGGCCCUACUCAGGACUUUGCCAACUUGUUUUCCCCCUUCAUCGCCAACGUGCCCCUCCUGCUCCAUCCCCAGGACCUGCCUCAGGGCGAGGAGAUGGAAGAGGUGUGUGGGGAGUGCCUGCAGCUGGUGGCGGCCGUGCAGAUGGAGCUGGGGACCAAUGCUGGCUUCUCUCAGAUGCUGGUGGCCCACACCGAGCGGGCAUGCGAAGGGCUGCCACCACACCUGGCACAGCGGUGCAAGCUCUACCUGACCAAGUACGCGGACAUGGCUGCCCAGCUGCUCCUGCACUUGCAGGCUGAGGACCCGCUGGAGCUCUGUGGCCAGCUGGGGCUCUGCUCCUCCGCUUCGGCCCUGUCCCUCCACACGCUGCUCACCGAGAAGGUGAAGCAGGUCCUGAGCACACUGAGGGAUGAGGAGGGUUCCACACCGCUAUGUGAUGUGUGCCAGUUCGCUGUGAAGGCGGCUGAGAGCCUCCUGGAGAACAACAUGACGGAGGAGCAACUGGUGAAUGACCUGGAGAAGGUGUGCUACGUGCUCCCCCACAGUGUCAUCGGGCAGUGCAAGGACUUUGUCAACUCCUACGGCAAAGCCGUGGUCAUCAUGCUGCUGGAGGCCACCGACCCGGCGGCCGUCUGCACCAUGUUGCACUGCUGCCCCCGCAGCAGAGAUGCACACCCCGGGGCUGGUGCGCUGGAGCAGCUGGCAGUGGGUGCGGGUGCCUUCUGCAACGUCUGCCAGAUCGUCAUCACCUACUUUGAUAACGAGCUGCUGAAGAAUGAGACGCUGGCGGAGCUAGGCGACUUGCUGGAGAAGGGCUGCGAGAUGCUGCCCACACCGCUCACUGGCACAGUGAGUAAAAAAAACGGAGCCGGGCCGGGAUCCCCUGAGACCCCGCACGGGGCUCACCACCUGUCUCCUCCCCAGUGCGAGGCUCUCGUGGUGCAGUAUGAGCCAGCGGCCAUGCGGCUCCUCGUGCAGAUGAUGGACCCCACCUUCGUCUGCACCAAAAUAAGAGCCUGCAAUUCACAUGAGGAGGAUCUCCUGGGCUCCGACCCCUGCGCCUGGGGCCCGCAGUACUGGUGCAAGAACAUGGCUACGGCUCUCGAGUGUAACGCUGUCGAGCACUGCCGGCGUCACUUAUGGAACUAG